Hyaloperonospora brassicae is the source of this 1080-nucleotide messenger RNA. The record is from the annotation of a GenBank genome assembly. NCBI's taxonomy places the organism in Eukaryota, Oomycota, Peronosporomycetes, Peronosporales, Peronosporaceae.
AUGCAAGGAUUCUUGCAGACGAUGGACAGUCAAAGCGUGAAGCAAAAGAGUGAGGCAACUAAGCUUCACGAACGCUUUUCUGAAAUGCGAGACCAACUUGUGGACGCGAAAGCACGCCAGACGGAGCUGAUUCAGUCGCACGAACGACUGCAGACGACAUGGUGCAACGCGACUACUAGGCUUGCCUUGAAGCACACGAAGGACAUGGACUGUUUAUCGGAAUCACACUUGGAGUGUCAUACGGCAACAUCGAGAAAGAGGCGAGAACAGUUAUCGCAGUUUGUACGUGAGCAUGAAGAGCUUCAAACGCUUGUGAACGGGGGAUGCAAAGCAUUGGAAGAACGAUUGCACGCUCAAAUGUCGAACGCAAAGGGUAAGAUCGAGCUUAGUUCAAAGCUUGGCAAAGAUGUUGUGGACGAAGCUACGGCGGCGUCGAAUCAGCCCCUGCAAGAAAUGGAAACAUACAGAAGAAUUGAAAACAUCAAUGCAAGGACAGGGUUCACGCCAAUCAAGAAGGAUGACCGGCCGUUUCCGUCUUUCCAGUCCACCAACUCUCCAGCUAUGGCGUCGGACGCUGCGACCAACUCGCCCGUCUCCAUCGGCUCGCCAAGUCCCAGCGAGCCUGGCCGCAAGCGACAGAGAACGAGUGAUGACAGUCCAAGUGGCUUCGAUCAUGUCACGCGUUCAGCGGCGACCUGCGCCAUGCCAUUUCCACGCGACGCUUCAGUCAGCACCAAGACAAGCCAAUCUGCAGUCGGCAUCCCGACAUCGCCCAGCAACCAAGACGCUCUGGACACUAGCAAAACGUCCUUCGUCGCCUGUGUCAAUGCAAGGGGGACAAGCGUGACAUCUGGCUUCACUGACGCCAAGUCCGUCGUCACUCCUUCGAAGCUCAAGAAAGCUGGAGUGUCUGGAAUGCACAACAAGAAGUCGUCUGGUGUUGCCGUGACAAACCGAAGCAUGAAGGUGCCAAGUGCUGGCGCAACGUCUCGCAAGACUACGGCAGCGUCAUCGAUAGCCGCUCCGAAACGGUACCGCGCCAAGUCGCCUCGGGGAGAUCCGUCUUCACAUGGUCGCUAA